Oreochromis niloticus (Nile tilapia) is the source of this 2279-nucleotide messenger RNA. RefSeq names its product neutrophil cytosolic factor 1 (gene ncf1). The transcript is spliced from 11 exons. Gene Ontology annotation, biological process: respiratory burst; superoxide anion generation. Gene Ontology annotation, cellular component: cytoplasm; NADPH oxidase complex. Bases 36 to 1280 code for a protein of 414 amino acids. Lineage: Eukaryota; Metazoa; Chordata; Actinopteri; Cichliformes; Cichlidae. Gene Ontology annotation, molecular function: phosphatidylinositol binding; superoxide-generating NADPH oxidase activator activity; protein binding. The record is from RefSeq and is a predicted model, not a curated record.
CUCAGUUGGACUCCGCCGGUGUGUUGCUUCUCAGCAUGGAGGACAUCUACGUCAGGCAUUUGGAGCUGCUGGGCUACGAGAAGCGCUUCUUCCCGAGUCAGCACUACGUGUACAUGCUGAUGGUGAAAUGGAGCGACCUCUCAGAGAAGCUCAUCUACAGGACGUAUCCUGAAAUCCACACUUUCCACAAAUCUUUGAAGGACAUGUUUCCCAUCGAGUCCGGUCAAAUAGAAAAGAGAGACCGAAUCAUCCCCUCAUUGCCAGCUCCUCGGUGGUUAUGGGAAAGUGAGAAGUCCAGAGAAACCACGAAGAGCACCCUGGCUGAGUACUGCCAAAAGGUCAUCAGCCUGCCGCCUCACAUCUCCCGCUGCAAACACCUCUCCAACUUCUUCAAGGUCCGACCAGAGGAUGAAAACCCACCUGCCCCAAACACACUGAAAAGAGCCGAGACCUUUUUGGUGUCCAGAGACCAGGCUAGAGGCGUUGCAUCUGAGAUUUCCGCCCCCAUCAUCUUGGACACCUACAGAGUGAUUGCGGACUUUGAAAAGUCGACCAAGUAUGAGAUCACUCUGCACACCGGUGACCUGGUGGAAAUCGUGGAGAAAAAUGAGAACGGUUGGUGGUUCUGCCAGUGUGAGUCAAAGCGAGGCUGGAUUCCCGCGUCAUACCUAGAGCCUCUGGAUGGACCGGAUGAGGCCGAGGACGCUGAACCCAACUACGAAGGAGACGAGCACAUCACCAUCCAGGCCUACAAGGCAGAGCAGGACGACGAGAUUUCUUUGGAGGUCGGUGAAACUGUCGAGGUCAUUCACAAGCUCCUGGACGGGUGGUGGGUCGUAAGGAAAGGAGACGAGACUGGAUAUUUCCCCUCUAUGUUCCUGUCGAAGGCUGGAAAGAGAGAGAGAUUGAACCCGGGUGGGCAGAGGCCACCACCUCGCAGAUCGACAAUCAGAAACGCCAAGAGCAUUCAUAACAAGUCUCGCCAGCGGCUCAGCCAGGAUACCUACCGCCGGAACAGCCGCCGGUACUUCCAGCAGAAAGGCAGCCGGCUCAGCGAACCACAGAGGAACUCCAAGAAUGCAGCAAAGUCCCCGCUGAAGGAGAGGAAGAACCAGGAUAACAUUCCCGAGAUGUCCGGCUCCAGCUCGGAGAGCGAGCUGAAGAAGGAGGCGCCGGUCAUCCCUCCCCGACCCAGCCCAGAGCUCAUCUUGGAGCGCUGCACUGACAACACCCGCAAGAAAGUCAGCAUCCACAAGUCACAGUCCAGCUCCUCAAGCUAGCACAAAAAAGAUGCAACGAAGCAAUCCUUAGAGAGCUGUUUUGUUAACAAGAGUCCUAUUAAUGGGAGAAAAGCGGUCAGUUUUAGAAGACGUUCAUGUUUUGAGUUUUUAGAUAUAUUACAAGGUGUGGAUAAAAGGGCUGGAAAUGUAACUGCCAUCAAACGCAUGGAAAGACCAAAAAGCAGCCAUGUGUCAGCAAGUUAUUCAGUGGUUUGUGAACACCUCACUAAUUCAGCCUUUCAAACAUUUCCUCACUUUUUAGGACAAAACGUGUUUUUUGGGAAUUAUUUUCCGUGGCGUAAUAAUCCAUAUUUUCUAGCAGAUGGACGGUCAGAAUAAAUGACAGAGUGUAAAGUUACGUGGUUUGACUUUAGGCAGCAGUACAUUUUGUUUCAGAGCUUUAUCUUUUAAAGACUCCAUGUUUUAUAUCUUUGGACUACUAGAGCAGCUUUGUAUGAUUCAAGUCCAAAAUAAUGCCUAUUUGUUUUAUACUGGGCUUGAGCGCAGCUCCUAAGUUACUCCUCUGUCUGACAUAAGCUUUUUUAGCUCCUUCUCUUUUAAGCCAGCUUUCUUCUGAUUGGCUGCCCCUCACAAACAGGUCUGAAUAGCAGGUUGUCUGUUGUAGACGUUAAUCUCAAAGAUAACACCAUUAAUUUUUAUUAUGAUUAUAAGCAGUAAUGGAACUCUGACCCACCUGCACCAUUAACAUGUAGAUUUGGAACUUUGGUGAUAAAAGAAUAAUCGUGUCUUUGGCACAUUUUUAUUAGUUAUCUGGGGUAAAAAUGCUUUGUUUUGUUGUCAUUUGUAAACUUAUUUUUAAUUUAUGCCAAAUAUCAGCACGAAAAAUGGUUUCGGAAUGAGUAAAUACCUGCAUUUGUGGAGCAUCACCUCACCUUUUUAUUUGCUUGUUGUCCUAUUUAAAGUGUACGUGUUACGCGACUUUGACUGUCAUACCUCUAUUUUUUUGUAAAUUGCUUAAUUAAAGUAUAAAAAACAGUU